Molecule: messenger RNA, 1165 nt
Organism: Klebsormidium nitens
Lineage: Eukaryota; Viridiplantae; Streptophyta; Klebsormidiophyceae; Klebsormidiales; Klebsormidiaceae
Source: the annotation of a GenBank genome assembly
CUCACAAAGUGGCGACAGUCUGAAGUCAACUCUCUACUAGCUGUGCCGCCACUGCCAGACGUCACCGAGGCUGAGAGCCCGUUCUGUCUUUCUUAAGAUGGUGAAGGUGGCAUGGUUGUCAUCCACAAGUCCAGCACUACUAGGAGUAGGACGAGCAGGAAAUAUUCAGAUCGAGCACAAGUGUGUGUCUUCUGGCUGGGCCGCGAAGCAGCACGGCAGCUUUGUCGUCGCCAGUUCAAAGGAUCGUCAGGAGGAGAAGAACUUGUCAAGGAAGAAGUCAGGUGCCAAAGAGCAAGCACCGGUUCAGAUCGGCGGCCCUGGAAAACCGGGAACUGCAGACGCCUGGAUCCAGAAGCGCAUCGAACAAGACCUACUCGAGGCUACCCCAAUCGGAGUCGACGAGCAAGGCGAACCGAUCUAUCGGCGGCGGCAACAGGGUUACGUUAUCAUUCCUCCGGGCUAUUGGGAGUCGGGUCGCCUAGGCAUGGGGUGCGUGGAGGAGGGGCCGAGCGGUGAGGGCUCGAGCAAUGAGGAGGACGCAAGUUCCGGAGCGGAGCCAUUGAAGGAGGCCGGACCUCCGGAACAAGACCCUGACUUGCCAAUCAAGAAUUCAAAACCAGAAUCUCAGGCACCUGCUCAGCACGACGGCUCUGACCAAGCUGGGAGUGGGGCUUCCGCACCGGUCAAGGUUGACAGAGGAAAGAAGCGGCGGGAAGAUGCACGAGCCAGGAUCGAGAAGCGCCUCGAACAAGACCGACUUGAGGCUACCCCAAUUGGAAUCAACGAGCAAGGCCGCCCGAUCUAUCGCCGGCGGCAUGUGGGCUACGCUGCCAACAUUCCGGGCGACGACUAUUGGAACUCGGGUCGCCGUUGCGUCCUGGACGAGGAGGGGAAAGUGAGCGGCGAGGGCUCGAGUGACCUUGAGGACGCAAGGUCUGAAGCUGAGCAGUCGAACGAGGCCGAUCCUCUGGAAAAAGCCUCCGAAUAGAUUGGUGUGUUGGACAUGAGAGCAGUAAAAUAAGGAGACGUUCAAUCAUGUUUGGGUUUGUGUUCUCGCCGUGGAUCUGCCUUUCGACUAACGGUAACAAGGUCAUGAGAAAAGGGUGCGCAUGAAGACGCCGUUGCCUGGUUGCGUCGUUAUGUCGGGUAGGAACAGCUACUAAGA